Platichthys flesus (European flounder) is the source of this 3358-nucleotide messenger RNA. It is a transcript of the gene pa2g4a, whose product is annotated as proliferation-associated 2G4, a. The transcript is spliced from 13 exons. NCBI's taxonomy places the organism in Eukaryota, Metazoa, Chordata, Actinopteri, Pleuronectiformes, Pleuronectidae. The record is from RefSeq and is a predicted model, not a curated record. The coding region runs from base 1061 to 2071 and encodes 336 amino acids.
CGGGACACAGUCGCUGUCCUGUGGGCUGAGGAGCGACGGCAACUUCACUGCCAACAUGUCCGACGACGAGCAAGAGAAGACCAUAGCCGAGGACCUGGUGGUCACCAAGUACAAGAUGGGGGGUGACAUCGCCAACCAUAACUGACCUGUCUGGCUGAAUGUGGGGUGUACUUGGAAGGAUGCAACCUUCCUCAGGUGCCACCAGUCGGAUGCCCUGUGUCCAUUUGCUGAACCAGAAGUUUGAUGUUUCUAGGAUUUCUGUCUGAGAUGCAUUAAGAUAAAUAUCCUUUCAUUCACCGGUGUAGAAGGCAUCAGGAGUCAUCGAUAUGGAUGAUCACUGUCACAGUCGCUCUAAUUUCAUGUCACAGUGACAGUUUGUGUUGUAAUACAAAAUAUUUUCAGGAAAUAUGUAGAAGAAACUGUUAUUAGAUGAAAGAACUACAAAAUCCUGUACAUUGAACACACAAACAAAUCACUAUGCAUAAUUACUUUGAUGCCAAAAUGGUAUACACAUCGAAUAUUUAGAUUGUAUUAUAUUAAUACAUAUAUUAUGAUAUUUUUAUUUAUAACAUUGCUUGCUGAUUAUAUUAGAGAUGGUUCGAUGCCGAUACCAAGUACUUAUCAUAUACCUGUGCAUUAACAAGAAUAACAACUUAUAUAAUGUAUUUUAUCUGCUGAAUGCUACCUACCCUCCAUAGAAGUGACGACUGUUAUCAUUGUGGUAUGACCUGGCUCAGGUUAAAAAUAUAUUUUAUCUAAAUAUAUAUUUAUAUUUGUGUUUUAAGAUUCUAAGCACCUCAGCUAAGCCUGGCACUGGAUGAGCGUUAGGUGAACAAACUGAAAUGCAUCGUUUCUCUGUUUCUGGUCUCAUCCAUAGACUGUAUAUCUCAUCACAGCAUCUAAACCACAUUCAUGUAAGCACCGGCUCUACUUUGUUCUGCUCUUGCAUCUCUCCAUCGUUUGCUGUUUGUCUCACCCAGAGGCUGUGCGUCUGGUCGUGGGAGCAGCCACUCCCGGGGUGUCUGUUCUCAGCCUCUGUGAGAAGGGGGACGCGUACAUAAUGGCUGAGACCGGAAAGGUCUUCAAGAAGGAGAAGGAUAUGAAGAAAGGCAUUGCCUUUCCCACCAGCGUCUCAGUCAAUAACUGUGUUUGCCACUUCUCUCCCCUGAAGAGUGACUCUGAAUACACACUUAACGAUGGGGAUCUGGUCAAAAUAGAUCUGGGGGUUCAUGUUGAUGGCUUCAUUGCCAACGUAGCUCACAGCUUUGUUGUGGGAGCCAGUAAGGAGCACCCCAUCACAGGACGUAAAGCCGACGUAGUCAAAGCGGCUCAUCUCUGUACAGAAGCAGCUCUGCGCCUUGUUAAACCUGGUAACAAGAACACUCAAGUGACAGAAGCCUGGAAUAAGAUUGCUCAGACGUUCAAAUGCUCACCUAUUGAGGGUAUGCUGUCUCAUCAGCUGAAACAACAUGUCAUUGAUGGAGAGAAGACCAUAAUCCAAAAUCCGUCAGACCAGCAAAGGAAAGACCACGAGAAGGCGGAGUUUGAGGUACAUGAAGUUUUUGCUGUUGACGUUUUGAUCAGCACUGGAGAAGGGAAGGCCAGAGAUGGAGGUCUGAGGACCACCAUUUACAAGAGGGACCCCAGUAAGCAGUACGGCUUGAAGAUGAAAACCUCCCGAACGUUUUUCAGUGAAGUGGAACGACGCUUUGAUGCCAUGCCUUUCACUCUUCGGGCAUUUGAGGAUGAGGCUAAAGCCCGACUGGGUGUGAUGGAGUGUGCCAAACAUGAGUUGUUACAGCCCUUCAGUGUACUGCACGAGAAAGAGGGAGAGAUUGUAGCUCAGUUUAAAUUCACAGUGCUGCUCAUGGCCAACGGGCCUCACAGAAUCACAGACGGACCCUUCGAUCCAGAGUUCUACAAGUCAGAGCAUGAAGUUCAGGAUCCAGAGCUGAGGACUUUACUACAGAGCUCUGCAAGUCGUAGAACACAGAAGAAAAAGAAAAAGAAGGCUUCAAAGACGGCAGAAAAUGCAACUGGUCCGCCAGCUGACACCGAAGCAGCAGGAUGAAUUGAACUAAUUAAACACUGCCAUUCCACACAUGUAAGACCACACGGAGAAGCAAGAGAAGACACAACAAACUGCUCCACACUGUCUGUCAGUCAUUCCCCCUAGUGUUACUAACACAAAUUAAACUGAGGAAUUCAUGAAAUACGUUGGGUAUUGAAGGAUCUUGCGUGGACGACAUGUUUAACCCUUUGCUGCAUUGAAGAAAAACAUGAUGCAUUCUCGCCUAAUUUAAACAGGAAUUAAAGACUAUUUGCAAAUAAUAUAAAAUGGACAUGUUGCCAAAUGGUAAAUGAUUAAAUUGAGUCAGAUUUUUGUAAAUUUAAAAAUGUUUGGUUCUCUUCAUGCUUGUACUAUUUGCAGAAGAAAUUUAGUUUUCAGUAAAACCGAGGCUUCCCCUGUGUUUUAAUGGGAGUUUGUGUUGGGGUUAACCCUAACCAUAACCAAACUGGGUAAAAGGUUAGUAAAUGGAUAAUGGGGUCAUAUUUGUUAUCUCAUUGUCAAGGCAUCAGUGUGCCUGAAUUCAGGAGGGACUCACUGUUUCUUCAAUGUGAAAUUUCAACUGAAAUACUGCAUGUGCUUUUCCUUUGGCAACAGAGUUAUUUUUAUUUCUAUGUGUUCAAACAAUGACUUCAAAUCAUCCAGGAUUUUCUCAUGUUUUAUGGGAGGUUAAAAGAUUCACAUCAUUUGUGUGUGAAUCAGUAAGGAUGAUAUUACAUUGUUAAAGACCCAAAGACCAUGCAGUAAAGGGUUGAAUCUGGAAUUUGUCCUGAUGAUGAACAACGGCAACUCCAUAAAUGUAACUGAACAUUGAAAAGGAAUGUAAUAUACAAGUUAUUUUUGCUCCACAGUUAGUGGUGAGGGUUUACAAUUACCCUUGUAUCAUCAUGAACUGACCACAUGUUUUGAUGAAACCAAUGUGUUUGUGUCACUAGAUGUUUUUAAGGCAAUAACCCGAGCAGAAGACUAGAAUAUUUAACUGUAAAAAAAAACACACACACAAACACACAAUUGUAAUGAUUUUUGACUCACAGGAACAAUUUGCUGCGUUUACUGCCAUUUCCCUUUAACUUUAUGAAAAGGUAGAAACCUUCAAGUUCCAGUUUUGAGAGACUUUUCUAUUUGUGAUACCCGUUUCUUGCUUUGUGACAUCAUUCAUGUUGUGACACCUGAGAGCAGAAACUGAUUUGUCAACAGUUCAACGUGUCAAGAAAAGUGAAAUUCUGCUUUGUUUGGUCAGUGAUUGAUGGAACUUUACAUCUAAUGAAAUAAAAACAUUUUCAUACGGUU